ACAGCAAGCUAAUCAGCUGCCCCGACGAGUCGGAGCAGUGGAGUCUGUUUCGUAUGUGUGCGUGUGUCACAGAAAUUGAUCAAGUAAUUUUCAUGACAUACUCGCGGGUGAUUCUGGUAGUGAGGAAAACGUUUUACAUUUAUUGGUGAUUGAAUGAAACGAGUGCCGCUAGAAGACGAAAGCUAACAGAUAGCUCACCCAAGCGACGGCCACCGGAGCUCGGAGGUUAGGAGAGCAAGCACGACCCACCAACCCACCAAGAAACGUGAGACCAUUCUGCGCCACCAACAUGCCUUUCCAGUGUGAUGUUUGCCGGAAGGACUUCGCUACCCAACAAGCUUUCGACGUUCACAUGAAAAACCACGUGGCGGGAAAGAAAACUUACAACUGCACUGUGUGCGACAAGAAAUUCUUGCGACCUGCACUUCUCCGUCAACAUUUACGCACGCACACCGGAGAAAAGCCCUUCCAAUGUAACCACUGUGAGAAGAAGUUUACGCAAAGUGGUACACUCCAAAGUCACAUCAGAACGCACACUGGAGAAAAGCCCUACGAAUGUAACCUCUGCGAGAAGAAAUUCAAGCGAGCUGAGUCUCUCCGUAGACAUUUCCAAUCACACACUGAAAACAAAAAGCCCUUCGAAUGUACCCACUGCGGGAAGAGGUUCGCGGAAAGUAGUUAUCUGCGAGUACACAUCCGAUUGCACACUGGAGAAAAACCGUUUGAGUGCACUGUUUGCAACAAAACAUUUGCGUCGACUUCUCAUCUUCGUUUCCAUGUCCGAACUCACUCGGGAGAGCAAAAGCGUUCAGAGUGCACGAUGUGCAGCAAGACAUUUUCUCACCCGCAGGGGCUGCGUUACCAUCUCCGAGCAGCGCACACUGGAGAGAGACCUUUCGAGUGCACCGAGUGUCACAAAACGUUUGCGUCCACUACUAAUCUUAGUACCCAUAUCAAAACUCACACGGGAGAAAAGCCUUUUGAAUGCACUGUGUGCGACAAAAAAUUCUCGCAAGAUGCGCAUUUGCGUGUACAUUUCCGAAUGCACACUGGAGAAAAGCCCUUCGAAUGUACCCACUGCCAGAAGAAGUUCACGCAAAGUAGUCAUCUACGGAUACACGCCCGUACGCACACUGGAGAAAAACCGUUUGAGUGUACUGCCUGCUACAAAACAUUUAACUCCACUAGUACCCUUCGUUCACAUGUGCGACUUCACACAGAAGAGAAGCCUCUUGAGUGCACUGUGUGCCAUAAGAAAUUUUCACAAGACCAGGCGCUGCGUGCACAUCUCCGGACCACGCACACGGGGGAGAAACCUUUCGAGUGCACAGAAUGUCACAAAAGAUUUUCGUCCACUGGUGCUCUUCGUAGCCAUUUGCUCCAUAACCAUACGACAGAGAAGCCUUUUGAGUGCAAUAUGUGCGACAAGAAAUUUCGGCAGGGGCACGUGCUGCGUGCACAUAUCCGGACACACACGGGAGAGGAGCCAGAGGUGCCUUUUCAGUGUACUGCGUGUAACAAGAAAUUCAGGGCCCGUAGUGAAAUGCUUGCACACUUUGUUGUGCACACGGGAGAGAAGCCUUUUAAGUGCUCGGUGUGCAACAAGGGAUUUAUGAAAGCCAGUAAUCUGCGUCAACAUGUACUAACGCACACUGACGAGAAACCUUUUGAAUGUACUUCCUGCCCGAAAAAGUUUGUUAAAAAAGGUGACCUGCUUAACCACACCCGAACCCACACGGGAGAGAAACCCUUCGAGUGCACUUUGUGCAACAAGAAAUUUUCGAUUGAGCGGGCGCUGCGUAGACAUCUCCGAACGCACACCGGAGAAAGACCUUUCAAAUGUACUGAGUGUCAGAAAGCAUUUGCGUCGGCUUCUUAUCUUCGUAUACAUCUCCAAACUCACACGGUCGAGAAGAAAUUUGAGUGUACCCAUUGUGAGAAGAAGUUUGCUCAGAAAGACAAUCUUCUAAAGCACACCCGAACCCACGCAGACACCUAAGUGCAUUUUGUGCAACAUGACAUUUUCGUGUUCUGCUGAACUGCGUUUACAUCCUAGAGUUAGCACGGGAGAGAGACCUUUUGAGUGUACUGAGUGUAAAAGAAAGUUUUCUUCAUCCAGUAAUCUGCGUAAACAUCUUGUAAAAAUGCACACGACCGAGAAACCCUCUGAGGGUCGUCUUUGACAGUCCGUGUGUUCCAUGCCCAUCUAAUAUCUCAUACGGAUCAUCAUUAUCAAGCACAUCACUGGGAUCUACGAACCCCUACAGGAGCCUUAAUAAUAAUCAAAUAAAAUCUUUUAAAUACCUUAUGAUCAUCAAUUCUGUAACUUGGUUGAAUGUUAUUUGCAUGAAUUAUGAAUGCGACAAGAGUUCUCAUGCUUGUAAAGACUUGCGUACAACGGUUGAGGCAAAAGGAGCAUGUAAAAGAGAAUCCAAAAUAAAUGUACCUUUUUAAAUGCAAAA
Molecule: messenger RNA, 2462 nt
Organism: Frankliniella occidentalis (western flower thrips)
Lineage: Eukaryota; Metazoa; Arthropoda; Insecta; Thysanoptera; Thripidae
Product: oocyte zinc finger protein XlCOF6-like
Exons: 2
Coding region: 290-1999 (569 amino acids)
Biological process (GO): regulation of immune system process; regulation of cytokine production; negative regulation of transcription by RNA polymerase II
Molecular function (GO): RNA polymerase II cis-regulatory region sequence-specific DNA binding; DNA-binding transcription factor activity
Source: RefSeq, a predicted model, not a curated record